Messenger RNA from Clonostachys rhizophaga, 2310 nucleotides. NCBI's taxonomy places the organism in Eukaryota, Fungi, Ascomycota, Sordariomycetes, Hypocreales, Bionectriaceae. The record is from the annotation of a GenBank genome assembly.
AUGGGAGUUAAAGCACCAGACAUCACGGUCAAUGAGCGCUCUACUCAACCGGAAAUCAAAGCUGAGGGUAGGGACAGCACCGUAUCCUCCAUCGAGGAAGCAAAGCGUCCCUCUGAGGAGUCUGAAGAUGCUGCUGCAGAAGUCCUUCAGGCUGCUGGCGUUGGCUUCCGAAAGGACGACCCAAGUUUGCCAUGCUUGACGGUGCGCAUGUGGGUUCUCGCAAUAAUUGCAUGCUUGAUUGGAACCGGAGUCAACACACUGUUUACUUUCCGCCUUCCAUCCAUUACUCUGUCCCAGUCUGCUAUUCAGUUUCUUGCUUAUCCAGUUGGCAAGGUCUGGGAGUAUGUUGUUCCAGACUGGGGCGUUACACUAUUUGGCAGGCGGCAUAGUCUCAAUCCUGGCCCGUUCAAUUAUAAGGAAAAUAUCCUGAUCUAUAUCAUGGCCAACCUGAGCUUUGCAACUCGAUUGAGCGCCGAUGUUUUGACGGAGCAGCGUGUAUUCUACGGCCUCAAGCUAGGAUGGGGAUUCGAACUGAUCGUAACAUUCGUAACGAUUCUGUUUGGACUUUCGAUCGCCGGUCUCUCGCGUUCAAUCAUUACUGACCCAAAGACACUGACCUGGCCGGGUGUGCUUGGGAACACCGCUCUCAAUGCUGCCCUGCAUUCCACAAAUGAUAAGGAUGAUGAGACCACUGGGAGCCGGUGGAAAGCAUCUAGAUACAAGUUCUUCCUCAUCGCUGCCGCUAUUUCUUUCGGUUGGUACUGGUUCCCCGACUUCAUCUUCCCAGCUCUGGGUUAUUUCACAUGGGUGUGUUGGAUUGCGCCCAAAAACGCUGUUGUCAGCCAAGUUUUUGGAAUGAAGAGUGGCAUCGGAUUGUUGCCUUUCACCUUGGACUGGGCACAGAUUGCUUAUACUGGCUCACCACUGGUGGUUCCAACUUGGGCAAUUCUUAAUAUCCUAGCCUCUCUUGUCUUUUGGAUCUACAUCAUCUCCCCGGCCCUCUACUACUCAAACACUUGGUCUUUCGCAUACUUUCCGAUCCAGAGCACGGACAUCUUUGACAACAUGGGCAAAAGCUAUAAUGUGACCAAGGUUGUUAAUAAGGCUGAUGACUUUACCUUGGACUAUGGAAAGUACAAAGCAUACUCUGAUAUCUACCUCCCAACAACAUAUGCACUGACCAAGUUUGGUCUAUCGUUUGCAUGCAUUUCGUCGCUCUUCGUAUGGCUUUUGUUGGAGAAACGAAAGGACGUGAUGAAGGCAAUCAAGUCUUCAGAUGUUCUUCGUCUAUUCAAGGAAGGGGACGUCGAGCGUGAAUCGUCCCAACCCGGUUACAAGUCAGUGCCAACCUGGUGGUAUCUGGUGACAUUGGCCAUUUCCGUUGGCCUUGGGAUAUUUGUUAGCGAAUAUUACCCAGUCCAGCUUCGUUGGUACGGCGCUAUACUGGCAUUCGUUGUCUCGGCCGUCUUCUUUAUCCCUUUGGCAUUGAUCUGUGCUGCUACCGAUCUACAUGUCUCAAUUGAUGUGUUCUGUCGAAUCAUCGCUGGAUAUAUUUGGGAAGGCAAGGUCCUCGCAAAUAUUUGGUUUUUCGACUUGGGUUACAUUACUGGCAUCAAGGGUUUGUGGUUUGCCCAAGACCUAAAACUCGGUCUUUACUGCAAUAUCCCCCCUCGAGAUUUGUUUACAGUCCAGGCUGUUGGCAUCGUCAUCAGCACGUUAAGCCAAGUUUCAGUCGUUAACUGGGCAUUGGAGCAUAUACCCAACAUUUGCACCAACAAGGCGGCCAACGGUUUCACCUGCCCAUUUUCUAAAACUCAUUUCAACACAAGUAUGGUAUGGGGCGCACUUGGUCCGCGAAGAUUCUUUGAGCCUGGUUCUCAGUACCGCCCGCUUCUCUGGUUCUUCCUCGUGGGCGCAUUCCUCCCAGUGGUCGUGUUCCUAGUGAAGAAGAAAUUUGGAAAAUCUCGUUGGAUUCAGAAAAUCCAUGUUCCCGUUUUUCUGGGCGGCUUGAACUACAUUCCUCCUGCCUCUGGGACCAACUACGGCAGCUGGGCCAUCGUAGGCCUUAUUUUCGGCUGGUGGGUCAAGAGGCAUGCUCGAAAGUGGUGGAUGAAGUACAACUUCGUCCUCAGCUCAGCGCUCGACUGCUCCCUUGCAAUUGCUGGGAUCGUUAUAUUCUUCACUGUUUUCUACACGGGCGCCGCAGACAACUUCAAUUGGUGGGGAACAUCUGUUUACAAGAACACUUGCGAUUGGAAAGGAUGUCCAUACAAGGCUGUAGAAACUGGUCAUAAGAUCGGUGAGCUUUAG